CCGAAGUCUAUACUAGGGUUUAGCACAGAACUUGAGCAAAUUUUCGCAGCAAUGUCGAAAGUAGCUCUACUUUUGGUCUUAGCCCUCGGCUUAAUAGCUGUUCAAGCCCAGGAUCCAACCCAAGCUCAAGCAGCUUGUCGCAGGAUUUCGAAUAGAUGCACAAAUGCCCAUCAAAACCAACAAAACGAUGUCUCCGGCGCUUUUAAUCGAGCCUGCAGAUUGGUGGAACGAAACUGGCGAUCUGUCAGUCGUUGCGAACUGACCAGGGCUACAUGCGUUUUGACCUGGGAGAGUUGCCAAACCAUCUCUUGUGCCAAUGUGCGACGAGUUCUUGGCGGAGGAGGAUCAAAUCCAAGUCCUCGAACAACAACUCGUCGAACUCCCACACCAAGAACCACAACUCGCCGGAAUCCCACGCCUAGAACAACUCGUAGGGGUCCCACGCCUAGAACAACUCGUAGGGGUCCCACGCCUAGAACAACUCGUCGAGGUCCCACACCGAGAACAACUCGUCGAAACCCCUCACCAAGAACCACACGAACUCCCGACCCAGCAGGUCGACGAACUACCACAACUAGGACCACAACUCGUCGAUCUCCGAAUCCUCCCAGGCCACCGAGGCCUCCAAGGCCUCCAAGGCCCCCUAGGGGUGGUGCUGCCGUACCGACUCCCGAUCCAGAUGAGUAA
Messenger RNA from Drosophila bipectinata, 687 nucleotides. RefSeq names its product salivary glue protein Sgs-3-like. The record is from RefSeq and is a predicted model, not a curated record. Lineage: Eukaryota; Metazoa; Arthropoda; Insecta; Diptera; Drosophilidae.